Centropristis striata (black sea bass) is the source of this 894-nucleotide messenger RNA. It is a transcript of the gene cep20, whose product is annotated as centrosomal protein 20. Gene Ontology annotation, biological process: microtubule anchoring; cilium assembly. Gene Ontology annotation, molecular function: protein binding. The transcript has 4 exons. The coding region runs from base 22 to 456 and encodes 144 amino acids. Gene Ontology annotation, cellular component: centrosome; motile cilium; ciliary basal body. The record is from RefSeq and is a predicted model, not a curated record. Lineage: Eukaryota; Metazoa; Chordata; Actinopteri; Perciformes; Serranidae.
AGUUUGUUUACACUUGUUGCAAUGGCGACCAUCACUGAGCUGAAGUGUGCCGUGAGGGAAACGCUGGAGUCCCGAGGUGUGCUUGGCCAGCUGAAGGCUCGUAUCCGGGCAGAGGUGUUCAGCGCCCUGGAUGAUCAGCGGGAACCUCGGCCGCCGCUGUCCCACGAAAACCUGCUCAUCAAUGAGCUCAUCAGGGAGUACCUGGAGUUCAACAAGUACAGAUACACUGCGUCAGUCCUGACAGCAGAGUCAGGCCAACCUGAAGUUCCCUUGGACAGACAGUUCCUGGCAAAUGAGCUUAAAGUCACAGAGGAUACAAGCUCCAAGUCUGUACCUCUUCUCUACGGCUUGGUGAGCCACUUUGUGAACAGUGAGAGUGGUGGGAAGGUGUUUCUGCGGGGCUCUCUGCCUGCUGCUUCCACUGCCAGCAACACAGUACCUGGACCUGACGCCUAAAAAACUGAGAGAACUGUCACAGUAUGGACUAAGACAUGCCUUUGCACAUACUUUUUUUAGGGGAUUUAAAUGUUCUUUCCAUAGUUUUUCCAACUUUUGUUCACCUAAGUGUAAUCUAAAGGCAUUACAGCAUGGACUAUAUCAAUUCUGCUGAUAAAAAUGCACAAAUGUUUUGUUAUUGAUCUCAUUUUGCCAAUGAUCCCAGAUGGCCUUUUUUGUUUAAGUUUGAAUGUUCGGUUUUACUAGUACGUUUUUUUUAAUCAUCAGUCAUGGUGGUACUGCUUGCAUUAAUUCAUAUUGCUUGUUCUCUCAGUUAAUUCAGGCCAAAUGUUAUCUGAGAUAGCAUUUUUCUGUGGCUUCUCUGUUUUAAUUUACAAAUGUCUGCUACUUUUAUAUUGUCUUUUAGUUGUUCAUAAAUAAAUGUUUUAUAUUUAUUCA